Carica papaya (papaya) is the source of this 853-nucleotide messenger RNA. RefSeq names its product temperature-induced lipocalin (gene TIL). Gene Ontology annotation, biological process: response to reactive oxygen species; lipid metabolic process. Lineage: Eukaryota; Viridiplantae; Streptophyta; Magnoliopsida; Brassicales; Caricaceae. Gene Ontology annotation, cellular component: cytoplasm. The record is from RefSeq and is a predicted model, not a curated record.
AACCUCCAUAAGUUAAGUCCCCCCCCCAAAUCUCUUUUCCUCUCGGUGACUGUAACCCCUGUGCAAAUCAAAAUUAAGUCAGGAAUUAACAUGGCGAAGAAGGAAAUGGAGGUGGUGAAGGGGUUAGAUAUCAAAAGAUACAUGGGACGGUGGUACGAAAUAGCUUCGUUUCCGUCGAGGUUUCAGCCCAAAGAUGGAGUCAAUACCAGAGCUACAUACACCUUGAACGACGAUGGAACGGUGCAUGUUUUGAACGAGACAUGGAGUGGCGGCAAGAGAGGGUAUAUAGAAGGGACUGCGUAUAAGGCUGAUCCUAACAGCGAUGAAGCCAAGCUUAAAGUUAGGUUUUAUAUUCCGCCUUUCUUGCCGAUCAUUCCUGUUACUGGAGAUUAUUGGGUGUUGUAUAUUGAUGAUGAUUAUCGGUACGCUCUGAUUGGCCAGCCCGCGAGAAAGUAUCUCUGGAUAUUGUGCAGGGAGACGCAUAUGGAUGAGGAGAUAUAUAAUCAGCUGGUGCAGAGGGCGACAGAUGAGGGAUAUGAUGUGAGCAAACUUCACAAGACACCACAGAGUGAUCCGCCACCGGAGGGAGAUGAAGGGCCGAAGGACACUAAGGGUAUUUGGUGGAUUAAAUCGAUUUUUGGUAAAUAAAAACCAGUGCUCAUGAUUUUUGGUAUAUAUAUAUAUAUAUAUAUAGUUGGUAUUGUAUUAUGUUUUCUGUAUAUUUGAAUGUGUGAUCAUCAACAGAAAGGCUUAUGGGUCUUUCUAAUGGGAAUUUCUUCUCGUCUUCUUUAUUUUUUUUUGUUCUUCUUCUUUUAAUAAUAUUUCUGGGUAAGCAGAAGCUGGUUUAAUUCGA